Amphiprion ocellaris (clown anemonefish) is the source of this 3508-nucleotide messenger RNA. It is a transcript of the gene tnpo3, whose product is annotated as transportin 3. The coding region runs from base 117 to 2888 and encodes 923 amino acids. The record is from RefSeq and is a predicted model, not a curated record. Gene Ontology annotation, biological process: protein import into nucleus. Gene Ontology annotation, cellular component: cytoplasm; nuclear membrane. Gene Ontology annotation, molecular function: small GTPase binding. Lineage: Eukaryota; Metazoa; Chordata; Actinopteri; Pomacentridae. The transcript has 23 exons.
GGGAGCGGAUCGCGGCUGCACCGGGAAGCUUGAGAUGGCGGUCGUCAGUGGGACCGUGUAGUUCUGUAGUUCUUCUGGUUCUGGUCCUCUGAGGAGAACUUCUGCCUUACCGAGUCAUGGAGGGGGGGAAACCGAGCCUGGCGCUGGUCUACCAGGCGGUCCAGGCCCUCUACCACGACCCGGACCCGGCCGGGAAGGAGCGAGCCUCGGUGUGGCUCGGAGAGCUCCAGAGAUCGAUGUAUGCCUGGGAGAUCUCCGACCAGCUGCUGCAGCUCAAGCAGGACGUGGAGUCGUGUUACUUCGCUGCUCAGACCAUGAAGAUGAAGAUCCAGACGUCCUUCUAUGAGCUUCCUCCAGAGACCCACAAUGCACUGCGGGACUCUCUGCUGACCCACAUCCAGAACCUCAAAGACCUGUCGCCCAUCAUCGUCACGCAGCUGGCUCUGGCCAUCGCUGACCUGGCCCUGCAGAUGGCCUCCUGGAAAGGAUGCGUUCACACGCUCAUAGAAAAGUACAACAACGACAUCAGCUCCAUGCCCUUCCUCAUAGAGAUCCUCACCGUGCUGCCGGAGGAAGUCCACAGCCGGUCUCUACGGAUCGGAGCCAACCGCAGGACGGAGAUCAUCGAGGAUCUGGCGUAUUACUCCAGCACGGUGGUCACUCUGCUGACGACGUGUGUGGAGAAGACGGGGAACGACGAGAAGAUGCUCAUCAAGGUGUUUCGGUGUUUGGGCAGCUGGUUCAACCUGGGAGUCCUGGACAGUAACUUCAUGGCCAGCAACCAGCUGCUGAUGGUCCUUUUCCAAGUCCUGCAGAGAGAUGAAACCUCCACCAACCUGCACGAGGCGGCAUCGGACUGCGUCUGCUCGGCACUCUACGCCAUCGAGAACGUGGAUACCAACGUGGCGUUGGCUCUGCAGCUGUUCCAGGGCGUCCUGACGCUGGAGACGGCGUAUCACAUGGCCGUGGCCCGGGAAGACCUCGACAAAGUGCUGAACUACUGCCGGAUCUUCACCGAACUCUGCGAGACGUUCUUGGAGACGACGGUUAGGACUCCAGGUCAGGGGAUGGGAGACCUGAGGACACUGGAGCUGCUGCUGAUCUGUGCAGGACACCCGCAGUAUGAGGUUGUGGAGAUUUCCUUUAACUUCUGGUACCGUCUGGGAGAACAUCUGUAUAAAAUCAACAACGCAGCACUUCACAACAUCUUCAGACCGUACAUACAGAGACUCCUGCACUGUUUGGCCCGACACUGUCAGCUGGAUCCAGACCACGAGGGAAUCCCAGAGGACACCGACGACUUCGGGGAGUUCCGGAUGAGAGUCUCGGACCUCGUUAAAGAUGUCAUAUUUCUGGUUGGGUCCAUGGAGUGUUUCUCUCAGCUGUACUCUACAUUAAAAGAAGGAAACCCUCCCUGGGAAGUGACGGAGGCCGUUCUCUUCAUCAUGGCCGCCAUCGCUAAAAGUGUCGAUCCAGAGAACAACCCGACGUUAUCGGAGGUGUUGCAGCAGGUGGUUUUACUACCUGAAACCGUCCACAUGGCGGUUCGAUAUACGAGCAUCGAGCUGGUUGGAGAGAUGAGCGAAGUCGUGGACAGAAACCCACGAUUCCUCGACCCGGUGCUGAACUACCUGAUGAAGGGCCUCAGAGAGAAACCUCUGGCGUCUGCAGCAGCGAAGGCAAUCCACAACAUCUGCUCAGUGUGCCGGGAUCACAUGGCUCAGCACUUCCAGGGUCUGCUGGACAUCGCUCGCUCACUAGACUCCUUCGCCUUGUCAACAGAGGCCGCCGUAGGACUGCUAAAAGGUACAGCUCUGGUCCUGGCUCGGCUUCCUCUGGAGAAGAUUGCGGAGUGUCUCAGUGACCUGUGUGCUGUUCAGGUCAUGGCUCUGAAGAAGCUUCUGGCUGAAGAAUCUAGGAACGGUAAAUCAGCUGAUCCCACCGUGUGGCUGGACAGACUCGCGGUUAUCUUCAGACACACAAACCCCAUCGUGGAGAACGGACAGACUCACCCCUGUCAGAAGGUCAUCCAGGAGAUCUGGCCGGUGUUGUCAGAGACCCUGAACACUCACCAGGCCGACAACAGGAUCGUGGAGCGAUGCUGUCGCUGUCUCAGGUUCGCUGUGCGAUGUGUCGGGAAAGGCUCCGCCUCCUUACUGCAGCCACUCGUCACUCAGAUGGUGAGUGUGUACCAGGUGUAUCCACACUCCUGCUUCCUGUACCUGGGCAGCAUCCUGGUGGACGAGUACGGCAUGGAGGAGGGCUGCAGGCAGGGACUGCUGGACAUGUUACAGGCUCUGUGUAUGCCGACCUUCCAGCUGCUGGAGCAGCCCAACGGUUUGAGGAAUCACCCCGACACCGUGGACGACCUGUUCAGGCUCGCCACCAGGUUCGUCCAGAGGAGUCCCGUCACUUUACUCAGCAGCAGCAUCAUCGUUCACAUCAUCCAAUGUGCCAUCGCAGCCACGUCACUGGACCACCGAGACGCCAACUGCAGUGUCAUGAAGUUUGUCCGAGACCUCAUCCAUACUGGAGUCGCCAAUGACCACGAGGAGGACUUCGAGGUGAGGAAGCGUCUGAUUGGUCAGGCCAUGGAGCAGCACGGCCAGCAGCUGGUCACUCAGCUGAUGCACUCGUGUUGCUUCUGCUUGCCGCCGUACACGCUGCCGGACGUCGCUGAGGUUCUCUGGGAGGUCAUGGUGUUCGACCGGCCGACGUUCUGCCGCUGGUUAGAAAGCGCCCUGAAAGGUUUACCGAAGGAGACGUCAGGAGGUGCCGUGACCGUCACCCACAAACAGCUGACAGACUUCCACAAGCAGGUCACCAGUGCGGAGGAGUGUAAACAGGUGUGCUGGGCCAUCAGAGAGUUCACCAGACUGUUUCGAUAGCUGCAAGCUUCACACAACACCAGGUUAAAUCUUUUGUUGACCAACAUUCAGAGGUGACGGCAGACGAGGAUCCAAAGGGAUGAAGAUGAAGAUUGAGGGACUUUGAAUGUGAAUCAGGACGAAUCGCUCUGAGGGACUGAUUGGACGGACUGAGUCCAACCCCCCACCUCACCUGACCUUACCUCACCUCACCUGUAGCAGGUGUUUGGUGGGCGGGGUCGGGCCCAGCGGGCAGGCGGGGUCGGGACAGGGAGGAGUUCACCUGGCGAGGAUCAGUCCUGCUGCUUCUACGGAAACGACAAAUCAGAGGACGCACCUGGUCAGCAGUUUUUAAGAGAAGAUUUAUUUUCGGGACUUUUGGUCGUGAUGUUUUAUGUCCGUGCCAUAAAAGGAGCCAGAUGAUUUCCCAUGAUGCUCUUGGCGGAGCGGCUGCCUGAAGAGGCGAGAUGCUGGAGGAUUUGACGUCACCUUUGACCUUUUUAACUUUGGUUGAAUUUUAGUUGUUUUUCCACAAAGUGAGACAGAGUGAACUCUGGGUAAUGAGGCGGAGAGACUGACACCAUGACAUCAUCUGUGAUGUAGCCUUGUUGUAAACAAUAAAAAAAACCUGAGACAAGGAA